This is a messenger RNA of Dichomitus squalens LYAD-421 SS1, 534 nucleotides long. RefSeq lists its product as uncharacterized. The record is from RefSeq and is a predicted model, not a curated record. NCBI's taxonomy places the organism in Eukaryota, Fungi, Basidiomycota, Agaricomycetes, Polyporales, Polyporaceae. The coding region runs from base 1 to 534 and encodes 177 amino acids. The transcript is spliced from 4 exons.
AUGCACUGCCGCUACUUCAUCUCGUCGUUGGCCAGCAUCCUCGUUGCUGUUGUGGCUUCAAUGGCCUCCCAAAUUUCUGCACCCCCGCUCCAUUUCGAAGCCAUCUUGACGGGGAAGACGACCAUUGGCUCCGACCCCUUGUACACCAAAAGUCCGUUCGGCACACGCCUCCACUCACCGCUCACCGGAGGGAAUCUGACAGACCCCAAGACGGGCGAGGUCGUCGCCACGCUUCUGCCGACAGCCGACGACGGCAUCAUCAGCGACUCGGGGGAAUUUUUUCCCUCUGCAAUCCUGCCAUACGUUUGGAAGGCGGACGGCCAUCUCGCAUCCAUAACUGUUCGCGGGAUCGGAACCUUGUACGGUGCUUCUAUCACCUACGCGCAUGUCGAAACGGACUCGCCGACGUACUCGUGGAUGAACAGUAAAUUCUUCCUCUUCUCGCUCCUUGCGAAUAAGGAGCCGCCCGAGAUGGUAUUCACAUUAUAUGGCGCCGCCAACACGACACAUGGGACUGUAGAGGGGAACGAGUAA